CCCAAAUGAGAGCAGAGCAGACAGCUGGAGAGAGAGGAUCACUGCUCAUACAGCGUGUCUGUAUCAGAGGAGGAGGAGGGGGUCACCCAGGAAUCCCUUGAAGCUGCUCUCCAGGAACAAAAAGAAAUGUUACAAGAUUUUGUUUGUACUCGGUUUACUGGACAGGACCAGCUCGUCACUGCUGCUGUUCAAUCCUGUACUAUCAUCGAUCGUGUUUUCUUUCUAAAGAGGAUGCCGAAACGAGGAAGAAAAGUUAAAAUUUCAAAGGCAGUUUAGCAAAGGGUCUGUCUCAAAAACUCCGGAGAGCCAGGCUAUAUGAAGAUCGCGACACAGUUGUUGGUCUUCCCUCGCAGAAAUGCCAGUGCGUGCUGUGACCACCAGGUUCAUGUACAAGGGACUUUGCACUAUUCCAGAUGUCCUCUCCUACCGGACCCCUGUUAACCUGCCUGAAGAUGAGGUGGAGGAGAUCCGCGAGGCGUUCAAAGUGUUUGACCGAGAUGGUAAUGGCUUCAUCUCAAAGCAGGAAUUGGGGAUGGCCAUGCGCUCACUGGGCUACAUGCCCAACGAAGUGGAGCUGGAGGUGAUCAUCCAAAGACUGGACAUCGAUGGUGAUGGUCAAGUUGGCUUUGAUGAAUUUGUCACGUUGCUCGGUCCUAAACUCUCCUCUGCUGGGAUGCCUGACAAGUUUCAUGGAGCGGACUUUGAUUCAGUGUUUUGGAAGUGCGACAUGCAGAAGCUGACUGUAGAUGAGCUUAAGAGACUGCUUUACGAUACUUUCCGAGACCACCUCACCAUGAAAGACAUCGAGAACAUCAUCAUGACAGAGGAGAGCCACCUGAACAGCCCAGAGUGUCACGUAGACAUUGACACGAGCCCAACACAACAGGAGAAACACACGUGUGUGCGUAAAAGCCUGAUUUGUGCCUUCGCUAUUGCAUUCAUCAUCAGCGUAAUGCUCAUUGCAGCAAAUCAAAUGCUACGCAGAGGAAUGAAGUGAAGAUCUCUGCCUUUAUAUGAAAGGACGGGCAAUGAAAAGCAAACAUUAACCAAAAAACUGUGUUCUGAUUGUCCUUUAGUUUUGUUAAAUGUUUUCAACACCCAUGCUUACGUGCAUACACAGCUUCUCAAACUAAUGGAAGAAAUGAUGUCAUGCAACAUUUUGUAUGGUCACUGUUCGCGGCACACCAUGGAAAAGAAAAGAAAGAAUAAAAGACAGAGAGAAAGAAAUAUCAAGGGCUGAUUCGUAAUCUAAAACAGUUGUGUCACAUUGAGUCAAAUUUCUGAAGUUUUCUAAAAAAUCGUAAGCUAGAAAAGCGGACAGUAGAAGAUGUCCCUGUUUCGGUGUACAGUGUGUGAUGUAGUUAUAGCUGUGCUGUGUCCAAUAUAUCCAAACUACUAAUGUUGUGGAAGAGAGCUCCUCUAUUUGGAGUGUGCUCCAAUUAUGGUAGUACUGAUGAUUAAGCAAUACAAAAGUGUUAACAUGCUUUAUGUUUGGUUGUUUUCA
This is a messenger RNA of Notolabrus celidotus (New Zealand spotty), 1504 nucleotides long. It is a transcript of the gene cabp7b, whose product is annotated as calcium binding protein 7b. NCBI's taxonomy places the organism in Eukaryota, Metazoa, Chordata, Actinopteri, Labriformes, Labridae. The transcript has 6 exons. Gene Ontology annotation, molecular function: calcium ion binding. The coding region runs from base 356 to 997 and encodes 213 amino acids. The record is from RefSeq and is a predicted model, not a curated record.